AGGAAUGUCAUUCAAAGUUGAAAAGGGGAUGAACUGUCUGAUAUCAGGCCCUAAUGGCUGCGGCAAGUCUUCGCUUUUCCGAAUUCUCGGGGAUCUGUGGCCAUUGUUUGACGGCAAUGUCACCAAACCGUCAGCAUCGCAGUUGUUCUAUGUACCUCAAAAGCCUUACUUGGCCUUGGGUACUUUUCGCGAUCAGGUUAUAUACCCAGACACAAAGACACAAGCACGCAUGAAGGGAUAUGAUGAUACUAAAUUGAUGGAUUUACUGAAUGUUGUCCAUCUAGGCUACAUAGUUAAUCGAGAAGGUGGAUGGGAUGCUGUUCAGGAUUGGGCUGAUGUAUUAUCUGGGGGAGAGAAACAGAGAGUAGCUAUGGCAAGACUAUUCUAUCAUCGACCACAAUUUGCAAUACUAGACGAAUGCACAAGUGCAGUGAGUAUUGAUGUGGAAGGGCUUAUGUACACACACGCUCGUGAACUAGGAAUCACUCUGUUCACAGUCUCUCAUCGCGUCUCAUUGGUAUUUAAAUAUCACGAAUGGCUUCUUCGAUUUGACGGGCAAGGAGGCUACGAGUUUAGAAAACUUGAAGAAAGCGAUCUUACGUCGCCGUUUGCUUCCAAUCCAACACGGAAUAGAGACGAAGGCGAAGAUGCGGACAUUACUAGUAGUGACGAUUAA
Molecule: messenger RNA, 676 nt
Organism: Paraglomus occultum
Lineage: Eukaryota; Fungi; Glomeromycota; Glomeromycetes; Paraglomerales; Paraglomeraceae
Source: the annotation of a GenBank genome assembly